AUGCGAUCAUCCGCGCUUGAUAUUCGACGCAUAUGGCGACCUCCUUUCCAAUUCUCGCUGCUAUUUACCACCGCAACGUCCGUUAAAAUCCUCCACUUAUAUAGCCAUCGCCGGUCGCUACCGCCUCUCCUAAUCGUCCUAUACUUUCUCACAUUUAUCUCUGUGGAUGUAAUAAAUUUGGUUGUGUUUUGGGUGCUGGUGCAUAUUAAUGGGCGGGGUUGGAGUGCGGCCCUCCUUUCGAUUUUUAAGGUCAUCUUAAGCCUUAUCCUCCUGGGAGCCUCCUCGUCUUGGAUUUCAUUCUAUAUCGAAACUGGAGGAGAAAUAAAAUGGGGCGCUGCCAAAAAUAUUGCCAACGAUGCUGCGGGCCUGAAAGUGCUGCUCUCGGGGAGCACGCGAGCGCUUCUGGCGGCGAUUUUCCUGGUGGUGAUGGCGCGCCUGAUCUCGCAGCCACUCUAUAACGCAACCGAGAGCUUGUUUUUCGACGCGGUAAAGACAUUGACCGGUCGCCACCUACGACGAACAUCAUCAAGGGAGUUCAAAGAUCCCAAUCCCGCUUCGGCGCUGGAGAGUGGAACAACCUAUCACCGUGUAUCGUCAGAGGAAGAUUAUAUUUCAGACCACACUUCCAGCGAUGGCGAUGAGUCUCCCCUUUUCGCCAAGCAGGAACCGACCGAAACCUCCUGGCUUCUCCAAUGGAUAUACACACUGAAAUAUCUCGUACCAGUUGGAACAGCUCUCAUACUGAUGAUUCCUCGCCCACGCGGGUUUCCAUGGGGCCACAUGUCUAACUCCAUGCCCUACACACUUUUGGAUAUCUGGACCAACCCUACGGAAGAGAUGUGUCUUGGAAACCUGUCAGGAGACUUUCCUCCCUUCCCGCUUCCGGAUCUCAUUUCUGAGGUAUAUUGGGAGCCCGCAAAGGGGGAGUUUCCAGGCUGGCAGCCAAUGGUCAAUAGAUCGUUCGAUAUGGAUUUGAAACGACCUUCAUGGCUCCCCGAAGAACCCAUGCAUGGGUUUGAGCGUUGGUAUAACGACUCGGCGCUUGAAGACUCUCACGGAGACAGAAGCCACAAGCACGGAAAGGAGGAAAAUCGGAGGCGCCCUGAAGGAAUGUUCUCCAAAGGGAUCAACUACGAUCCUAUCACAGAUCCAUUGCGGAUCACGAAUCUCGACCAGGAGCUGUUGAAAUCGAUCAAGGAUACGAUCAAGAACCGCAAGAUAGCCAUCAAACAUGUGGUCAUAGUCUCCAUGGAAACGACCCGAAAAGAUAUCUUCCCUUUCAAAAGGGGCUCGCACUUGCAUGACAUUGUCAUCAAAUCUCACAACUCUAAUGAGAGCAUUGCAAACUCCUACUCCCAGUUAACCAAAUUGACUCAGAACACGGAGUUGCUCACGGGCGAAACUAGCGGAUUCGGAACUGGUGAUCUCCGGGAUUCUUCCGCUAGACUUGGAAGUUGGAGGAAUUUGAAAAAGGGCACAGGUGGAAUCAAUGUCCAGGGAGCUUUCACAACAAGUACCUCGACCUUCAAAAGUUUUAUUGGAAGUCACUGUGGCACACAUCCGCUCCCAGUGGAUUUCACAGUUGAGGCGUCGCGUGAUAAUUAUCAGCCUUGUAUCCCGUCCAUCCUUGAGCUUUUCAACCACAACAAACCCGGAUACAAGAAGGAGCAUUCUAACACCGACUCUGGGGAAUCUAAGCGAGGUGCUGUGGAGGAUAGACCGUGGAAGUCAGUAUUUGUUCAAGCCAUAACGGAUCAGUUUGAUCGCCAGGAUGAGCUUAACAAGCACAUUGGUUUUUCGGAAACGAUCGUCAGAAGCACUCUUGUCGACCCGGCAUCGCCUCACUAUCCUCCAACUGAGAAAGAGUGCAACUACUUCGGAUUUCCCGAAACCCAAGUAAAACCAUAUAUCCGGGAUCUGUUUAAGCAAGCUGAGGAGAAGAACGAACGCCUAUUUCUCUCACAUUUUACCAGUUCGACUCACCAUCCUUGGGCCACUCCGGAAGCGUUCGGAGACACAACCGAUUACCUAGGCCGCUCCAAGUGGGGACCUGAGCAUUCGCUGAACAAAUACCUUAACACAGUCAAAUACGUUGACAAUUGGCUUGGCCAGAUCAUGGACAUGAUAGAAGAACUGGGAGUUGCAGACGAAACACUCGUCGUUAUGGUAGGCGACCAUGGAUGGGCAUUCGAAGAAGACGCCGCCUUUCAUGGGACUUUCGAAAAUGGACAUAUCUCGAACGUCCGAGUCCCACUUCUCUUCCACCACCCUUCGCUCCCACGGGAACAACUCCAUAUCAACGCGACAUCGCUUUCCAUCAUUCCUACAAUCCUGGAUCUCUUAACGGCCACUUCCUCCCUCAACAAACAGGACACGACUAUCGCUAAGAACCUAAUACAUCAGUAUGAAGGCCAAUCUCUCAUCCGCCCAUUCCAAUCGAGCAAAAAUGGCCGCCAAGCUUGGAACAUCGGUGUCCUAAACGCAGGAGGUGCCUUUUUAUCCGUCUCAUCGGCCGCAGUCCCCUACCGUCUCGUCUUUCCCAUCUGCAGAAAUGGCGCGUACCGCUUCGCUGACAAUAUUCUCGAUCCCGACGAGCUUCAGCCCAUAGAACAGUACUCCCUCUCCGCAUUGGAGAAAAGCGUGCGGAAGAUCUAUGGUGGGGAGAAGGGCGAUGAGGUUGCGGAAUGGGUAAAAAGCGCUGGGAAGGUGGGGAAGUGGUGGGUUUUGGAGCAGAGAAGACGCUGGAGAUAUGGCGGUGCCGCAUUGCAGGAUGAUCGGAGGACGGAUGAGAUGGAGGGCAUGGGUAAGAUCAAGAAAGCACACUGGUGGAAUACUUGA
This is a messenger RNA of Venustampulla echinocandica, 2838 nucleotides long. RefSeq names its product Alkaline phosphatase-like protein. The record is from RefSeq and is a predicted model, not a curated record. The transcript has 3 exons. NCBI's taxonomy places the organism in Eukaryota, Fungi, Ascomycota, Leotiomycetes, Helotiales, Pleuroascaceae. The coding region runs from base 1 to 2838 and encodes 945 amino acids.